Molecule: messenger RNA, 1632 nt
Organism: Kalmanozyma brasiliensis GHG001
Lineage: Eukaryota; Fungi; Basidiomycota; Ustilaginomycetes; Ustilaginales
Product: Endonuclease/exonuclease/phosphatase
Exons: 1
Coding region: 1-1632 (543 amino acids)
Biological process (GO): phosphatidylinositol dephosphorylation
Molecular function (GO): phosphatidylinositol-4,5-bisphosphate 5-phosphatase activity
Source: RefSeq, a predicted model, not a curated record
AUGGGUGUCCCGGGUCUGAGGGUGCAGAUCGCAUCCUACAAUGCCAACCUCGCUGGAGCCGAGACGACUCGCCACGAUCUCACACCAUGGCUCAUCCCAACUGCAGAGCAGAAACCUCUCGCUCCUAGAUCCUCCAAGCCAGUCACCAACCACACCGUUCUAGAAGCAGACGCCUACAAGUCGGUCAACACUAAGACGCUCUCGACGCAUCCCUCGUUAUCGCGCGAAGCACCCGACUUCUACGCUGUGGGCUUUCAGGAGCUCAUCCCGCUGCACACAGGUCUGUCUGGAUCGGGCGACACCGCGCUAUACAACACGGACCUCGACAUCCGUAGAACUAUUCGUCCUCAUCAGGCUGUGGUAUCCGGCAAGGGUCUGUACGCCAGUCAGGAGGAAGGAGGCGGUCCAGAAGGAUACCCGCUGUUGUGCAAGGUGGAUCUGGUCGGCAUCGCCCUCUUCGUAUACGCGCGUGAGCGACCAGCAUUCUCCAUCUCGAGAUCCACAUCCAGCAAAGCCAAGAGCGCCGCACACCGCGUCAAGGAGAUCCGCACCGCUACGGUCGGCACAGGCAUAGCAGGCGUGAUGGGCAACAAAGGCGCCGUCGGAGCGCGCAUCGUCGUCGCUGCCGCAGACGGCAAGGGCCCAGACGAGAUCCUCACCUUCAUCAGCGCGCAUCUCGCCGCUCACGAUCACAAUGUGCCGCGCCGAAACGCCGACUGGAAGCAGAUCGUACAGCGCAUGGUAUUCGAGCCUUCGUCCGUGCAGAAGCUGCCCAUCCUGCAGGAUCCCAAGCAGAAAGUCAACCCCAACGACCUGGAUGCGCUCAAGGAGCAGCACGAGAGCGCCACCUCAGACAAGGGUAGGAAGGCAACUGCGCUCGAUAAGAAGAGCUACACGGUGUACGACACAACACAUCUGUUUGUGUUCGGUGAUCUCAAUCAUCGGCUUGCGCUGGGCAAGAGCGAGCUUCCGUCGAGCGAAAAGCAGGGCGGCGAGCUCACGAAGGAGUCGCUGGCCAAGGCACUCGAGGAAGGCGACUGGUCCUUCCUCUCGCAGUACGAUCAGUUGAGCUACCAACGUCUCGCAUCGGAGCUGAAAGCCUUCCACGGCUUGACAGAGCUGCCGAUCUCCGAAGCGGGGAUCCCACCGACGUACAAGUACAUCGUCUCGCGCCCUGGCAAGCAGACCAAGAAGAAGAACGCCGGUAUCACCUCCGAGGCUCUCGAAGGACAGACGUUGAGCAAGAAGCGCAUCCCAGGUUGGACCGAUCGCAUUCUCUGGGCGUCUGCCCCGUCGAAAGACGCCAACUCGGCGCACGGCGUCGAGGUCGAAUUCUAUCGCAGCAUCACGCAGUACACCCACUCGGACCACAAACCCAUCACCACGCUGCUCCGACUUCCACCGGCCCAGGGAGGCGAGGUCAAGCUGCUCUCGUCGUCCAACCCGUACGAGCCGCUGUCGUCGACUCAACGGGCCGUCCUGACGACUGGCGGAGUGGUGCUGGAUAGACUGGUGGGGUAUGUUUGGAGUUUGUUGUUGCUGGCAGGCGGAGGAAGCCUCGCAGGUGGACUCAUCGAGGUCUUUGUCAUCGGUCUUAUCACUGCUUGGUGGUUCUCGCAGCCACGAAAGUAG